Molecule: messenger RNA, 1537 nt
Organism: Menidia menidia (Atlantic silverside)
Lineage: Eukaryota; Metazoa; Chordata; Actinopteri; Atheriniformes; Atherinopsidae
Source: the annotation of a GenBank genome assembly
AACUACAGCCGCCCACAGUCCUUUGUGUAGUACAUGACUAAUGGAAAAAAUACAUAAAGCUUCUUUACUUGUGUCCGUGUUUCUGUGUGGAUUUGAGAUCGGGCAGUGGGACUUUGUGACAAAACAGCACGAGGUGGACUUUGCCUGCAUGGUGCAGUCACUCCUUUACUGAGUACUUUGCAGUGUUAGUUUGUCAGUACUGUUACUGUUAGGAGAAUGAAUGACAGCAAGAUGUGUCUAGUUUAUGUUACUGCACUGGGGUUGUGUGCAAUCACAUUGAUUUCAGGAGGCCCUGUCAAACAGACAGCAGCCAAACAAAAAGGCAGUGCAGUCCUUUUUUUCGUGGCACACCCAGGACAGGUAAGAGAGGUCCUAUUUAGCCCACUCAUCUUUAAUCAGGUGAUGGUGAACCAGGGCUCAGCCUACGAUAAAAACACGGGUGUGUUCACUGCACCAGUCGCUGGUGUCUACCAGUUUGUGUAUGCUGCCCAGCUCUGCCGAGGACCCCACAACAACCUUUGGUACUUUAUGGUCAAUGAUGCCGAAAGGAUGCUGUGCCAUGCUCAGGUGUCAGGUGGUGAUACAACUCUUAACACCUGUUACUACAUGGAGGAACUAAAAGAAGGUGAUCGAGUUUGGAUAAAACAGCUAGAAGGGAGCUGCGCCUGGGCCAGCACCACUUCCAAAACAAUUACAUUCUCAGGAGUCCUGCUUGUACGUGAGGGUGUUUCCAUGUUGGAAGAGAAACAUGGCUCUGGCUUUUCCUGCCCGCUGCCCAGCCUCAGCCACAAAAUGAUGUCAAGCUCUGCAAGCCAGGCUGUUGCUCUGUCUGGUGUCUUGAUCGCCAUGCUGCUCUGGCCACUGCUCCUGGAUUAGUUAUGCUGAAGAGACAACAGUCUGUUCUGUGGAUAGAUGUAUCUAUAUCUUUGCAUAUCUAUAUAUCUAUCUAUCUACAUCAAUGUAUCUAUGUAACAGCAAAGUAAAGUAAGCGAUAUGACAUUUCAUGCUCAUAUUUGGUGGCUUGACCCAGGUAAAAUAAAACCCAACAUGGCAUACAGAGUGGACAUAAAGUUAAGGUUGUACGGUAAAAUGGAGAAAAGACCGCCAAAACAGUUCAAAUCAAAAAUCGAUUAGCUUCAGUCGAUAGAAGAACAAGGUUCACAUCUGAAAUGCAAACUUUAAAGGAUGUUAUAAAGACCCAAUGUGGCUUUGUCAAUAAAUCUAACAGAAAGAAACAUAUCAAUGUAAUUUGUUGCGAGGAUUUUUUGCUAAAUAAUUUGAUGACAUGACGGAUUUAAUAAAAUAUAAUUUAACCAUCAGUUCUGCUCGUCUCAAUUUUGAAUGGAUUCUACAGUAAGAGCUUUACUGCCGCCAUAUGUUCCACAUCGUGGAAUCAAGAUUCAACGUUAAUAACCGUGCUAUCCAGUAGAUAGCAUAAGUUAGUCAUGAAAUACAUAGAUCGAAGAAAAGACUGAAAAGGAAGACACAUAGCCUGUAUCUUUAAACUACUACCUAAAUAAUUUCCGAGGGGAAUGCA